UUUUUAAAUCAUGAGAGAUUAAAUUUCUUUUAUGGCUGAAAUUAAAACACUCACAAUUUGACCUUUAGCUGGUAGAAAGGAUUCCUCCCCUUUUCUCACUUUCCCCCUCCCACCACCAUACUAUUAGUCAUACCUUCAGGUUUCUUUCAUCCCUCCCUUCCAGUAUUCUUUUCUCCAUCCCAUUCCACCACCUUCCUGCCUUCAUUAGGAAGGUUUGUCCCCCCACUUUCUGUCCGCCUUCGUUGCCUAGGAGCUUCCGCCCUCUAUACCCACCUCUAUGCACCCUAGUUCCUAUCUGUCCACAGUCUCCCUCAACCUUUAUCACCUAAAACUAGCUGAUUAACCUUUCCACCCUCCGCCACCCCGGUAAUGCUUCCCACCCAAAAUCCUUAAUCAUCUCAGAUUGACUAGGCAUUUCACUCUCUUACCAUUCCUCUUUUCCUCCACAUACCUCUCACCCACCACACUGCUAUACGCUGCACCUUUUCCAGCUUCCUUGUCUCUGUUAAUAUGUAGGGAUCACAGACGCAUACUUCAUCUAUGGUCCAACCAAUGUGGGGUAUGCUUUUUCCCUUACCCUUGACCUCACUGCUCCAUGUAGAGUCCUGCCAUGUUAGCCCAGCACUCUCCUCCCCUUACUUUACCCACUGAACCUGUUUGGUUCAUCCCAGUUUAUUUUGCAGGGUCACACGCUGGGUACUUAUACUCUUCUGCCUCCUUUAUCACCUGCCGCUUCCAGCUGUACACUUCCCUCGUUACCUUUCUCUUCCUCAUGAAUCUAGCCAUCUUUGUCUUUCCAACAUUCAGCAACAUCCCGUUAUCCUUUGUACGUUGUUUUAGCCUAAUAUGUCCCCCUGCAGGUGUACCCUUAUCCCAUCACCUCAUACACCACACAAUCAUCUGCAAACAUUAAUCCUCACCUCUAUUUCAUCUCCUAUAUCGUUCAUCAUUAUCAUGAAAAAUGGGCCCCAACACACUUCCUUGUGGCACUCCUACACGUCAUUUCCCCUCUUCAGAUCUUUCUUUUCUCACUCUCACCCUCUGUCUUCUUUCCUGAUGAAGGCUCCUACCCAAUUUACCACCCUUUCAACCUUUAUCAAUAACUCUAGCUUCUUCAUUAGACUCUUGUGCGGUACUUUGUCAAAGGCCAUUUCAAAAUUGAUGAAUAUUGCGUGUGUUUGUUCCCCCCCCCCCCCCCCUUCUCAAACACCACUCCCACCAAAUUUUCCAGUAACCUUGCCAUCUACAUUUCACACAAAAAGCCUUUCCUGAAACCAUGCUUUCUAUUGUCACCCCCCCCCCCCCCUCUCCCUCAUAAGUCAUACAUUUUUCCCAAUACAUACCUUUACACCAGCUUCUCUAUAUCUUUCCUUAUUACCCUACACUGUGACGCCAUCCCCGCUGCCUGAUUUGAAUUUACGUGAAUUAGAAAUGUUUUGAUUAAUUUUGAUCUCAAGGGCGGGGUUCCUGGCCUCGUGGCUGCAGGCAGGGACGCGUCGGCAAAGGGCUCCCCGGGCUGUUAUGGCCUCCCAGGACGCCGUAUUAGUAAAAACACACACGUACUUUUAACUGGUUUAUUCCGUCACACACGUUACACUUGACACGCUCACGCGACUGGCCGCUUCAUCGUCGACCUAUGCUCCACCUACACCACCCUCUCUUGGCGGUACUCGUUACGGCCGCUCAGUGGCCCGGCGGCUAGUACAUUAAGAGGGGUAGUUACCCGGCGAGAGGCGAGAUGAAUGCUCAGGUGAGCAGCAAGCCUGGUUCUGCGCCCGAGAGAGUCUGGGCGGGGCGUGAUAUGAAGUACGCUUACGGCGGGUUACACAAAGUUACUAACACAGAAACAAUACACUAAAGUCACCAGGGCUAGUCCCGGGUUCGGACCAGGUCCGGGUGUCCCACUCAGGUGGUCACACAAUGGCGGCUACUCCGCGUGGUGGCGAGGGCCACGUUAUACUGGGUACGGGCAUGGCGGAAUCCGGCGGGAUAUCACGUCCGUGACCGUCACACGUCCCAGUUGAUGAAUCGUCCGUAAACUUAUUCUCGCGUUUGGCACAGUGCCGCCCCGCAUGGGCGAUGAACUAAUUCCCCGUGGGGGUUUUGAUAGCGUGAGGCGCAGGCGCCACAGCGGGCCGCCUAUUUAACUUACUUAUCACAAGAAAGGCUCGGUGGCGAGCCACACAUUAUAUUUAAAGACCGUACGAAAUUUCAUACGGCCAGUUAGGGCCGACCGGGAAGCUGUUGAAACGGUUUGACUAUAAUUACCUAUUGUAGUUAAUGAUGAAUUGGCGCGAAAGGUGAGUGCUUCCCGUGCGCGGGGCUGCCGGCCCUGGCGAGUCACCGAUGACGACUCACUAACCUCCCUGGCCACCGGGGCCAGGGAGGGGGGAAUUUCCGCGGGAAACUGCGGAGCGCGGGAAGAUGAUUUCGGCCAGUUUUGUGAAUGAUACCAGUUUACAAAAUGAUUAUUGAAUUAAUAUUAAUUAUUAGUUAUUUCACAAGUAUUAGUUUUUGUUUGUUUUAUCGAAUGCAUGAACAAAUUAUUUAGUUGCGCAGUGCCACACCCGGCCGGGCGCUUUGCACACGUAGGGGGCUGUGACUGUCACGCCGUUCGGGGCACUGCACUACGUUGCACACACGGGCGCGUUCGAGGCGCGGCACUGAUCAGGUGUUGAGGACACAUAACGGCCUGUGCUCUCAGAGGGAGCACUGACGGCGGCGUCAACUGUAGUCAGACUAACUGGCCUUAACCAGAUUUGCCUUAUUCCUAUCGCCAUUGUAAAUCGGUUCCAAUACCACUUUCUUCCAAGGAUUGCUUGAAUACCACUGUUAGGUAUCUGCAACUUGAGGUGGCUGUUCUUUAUCCCAUCAAGCCCAGCUGUCUUCCUCCCCUUCAAACCCCUAAACUCCUUUCACAGUCUCUGCUUCUUUCUUACCUUCCCAUACCUCUCCUCUUACAAUACUGAUAGGUACUGAUCCUGUUACAAAUUUGCCUUCUUCUGGUCCCCUCCUCAUUCAUGCCCCUCUCUUCUCCUGAGCACCACUUUUCCCUCCUCUCCCUUAAAUCUUUGUAUAUAGCUGUAAACAUUCAACCGUUUUCCGUUUCCCCCUCCACCCAUUAGCCUUUCCACGUAAGCAUCCAUUGCCUCCCUUGUUUUCCUCUCCAGUUCCUUACCUAGCUCCUUCAUCUCUGCUCUUAUCCCCCCAUCCUGCAUUCCUGUCCCAUGUAUGCAGCCUCCUGCACUUUCUCUUCAAAAACCUUACGUCCCUCCAAUGGUAGGGAGAAUCACCCCUUUUUUCCUACUUACCUUUCAAGCACAAAUUCCUCUGCUCAAAUUUUUUUUUAACAUUAUCAGUCAUCUUUAUUUUUUCUUUCUAUAGAAAAGCUUAUGAUAACUUUUAAAUAGGUACUAAUGUACUAUAUAUUUACUUUUCAUUGGACUCCCGUUACAACUAUAUUGACAUUCAAUACUCCGCAAAAAUCACUGAUUCGGCAUGGAAGUGAUCUCAAAGGUGUAAGGUCAAAAAAUAUGGUGUAACCAACCCAUGAAAGAUGACAAUGGAGGAAAAAGUUCUGAAAUGGCAAAAAUUUUCUGAAGAGGGACUGGACCUGGACUACGCGGUGCUUCUGCCACGUGAUGCGGCCUCGCAUCUGUUGCAGCAGCUGGAGCGGGUGGUGACUUACCUGCCCCCGGAGGUUGCCAGGGUCAGAGUGUUUGGUCGAUGGCACCCUAUUCCACGGCAACAAGUAAUCCUCAUUUCGCAUGUCUACCGUUCUUCAACCACACCUUCACACUCUCUUCUGUGCACCGUCCAUAUUCAUAUGUUCAGGUUUUCUGGGAAUACAAUAUUUGCGGGCGAAUGGCCGUGUGUCGUGAGAGAGCUGAGAGACCAUCUGUACAAGGUCACGGGCGAGUUCUACAACUUUGUGCUUGUCAACAGAUACCGUAAUGGUGAUGACCACAUGGGGGAACACAGAGAUGAUGAAAGUGAACUGGAUCCCUCUGCUCCAAUUGCUUCUGUGUCCUUGGGGCAAUCUCGUCAGUUUGUGCUCAGACACAAAGAUGCUAGGAAGAAAGGUCCAGACAGAAGGAAUAUUUCACCAGUAAAAAUCACAUUAGAACAUGGAAGCCUUCUGAUGAUGAAUCCACCAACAAAUCAGUAUUGGUACCAUUCACUGCCUCGUCGGAAGAACUGCCCUGGUGUUAGAGUCAACCUUACAUUUAGGCGUAUCAUCAAAAACCCUUAACAAGUGUAAGAAAAUCAAGAUAAUUGUGUUGAAAAUGUAAUCUCAUCUCAAAGAUAGGAAAUAUAUUUUGUAAUUAUAUUAAAAAUAAACUUUGUAUAAUUGAUGAUGUAAAAAUCUCAUUUAAAAUUUUAAAACAAACAA
Messenger RNA from Bacillus rossius redtenbacheri, 4393 nucleotides. Its product is annotated as DNA oxidative demethylase ALKBH2-like. Gene Ontology annotation, molecular function: ferrous iron binding; cytosine C-5 DNA demethylase activity. The coding region runs from base 3557 to 4252 and encodes 231 amino acids. The record is from RefSeq and is a predicted model, not a curated record. Gene Ontology annotation, biological process: DNA alkylation repair; DNA repair. NCBI's taxonomy places the organism in Eukaryota, Metazoa, Arthropoda, Insecta, Phasmatodea, Bacillidae. The transcript has 5 exons.